Molecule: messenger RNA, 4306 nt
Organism: Etheostoma cragini (Arkansas darter)
Lineage: Eukaryota; Metazoa; Chordata; Actinopteri; Perciformes; Percidae
Product: rho GTPase-activating protein 12-like
Exons: 19
Coding region: 323-3001 (892 amino acids)
Biological process (GO): signal transduction; regulation of GTPase activity
Cellular component (GO): cytoplasm
Molecular function (GO): protein binding
Source: RefSeq, a predicted model, not a curated record
UUCUUAUGGGUAGUUGCCAAAGUUGUCAGGGCAGGCGUGAGUUCACUGGAACGAGCACUGCUGCUGUGGAUUACGCCGGCCAGGGAAGAGCAGGAGCGAUAGGAGCGCCGCUAUCUGACAAACCUGACAAGUAACGUUCGUUAACCUCUUCCACAGACUGCUCGGACCACAGCAGAGUUGACGAGAAUUCAAACUCCCUCAGGAGCAUUGGAGCGUGUUUCCCUGUUUUCUCCAAGGAGUGUCCCGCGCCCGUAAAGAAGGAAGCCAUGCUAAUCAACAUCUUCCUCUUGCGGUGAGCGGUCUGGGGGACAGUCGAGACAUCAUGGCGGAGCUGCCUAUCGCCCCGGGUGAGGUCUACAUCGAGGUGGAGUACGACUAUGAAUACAAGGCCAAGGACCGCUUCAUCACCAUCCACCAGGGGGAAUGCUACAUGCUGGUCAAGAAGACCAACGAGGACUGGUGGCAGGUGAAGAAGGAAGAAGGGACUAAGGCUUUCUACGUACCUGCGCAGUACGUCCGCGAAGUUCGCAAGGCCCUUAUGCCCCCUCCCAAACAUAUCGCACAUCCUCCCGCUGCCGCUGGCAACACUGCACCACAAAGUGGGGGGGCACUCUGGGUAAAGCCAGGCAGCCUGGAGCUGGGACUCCACAACCGCUCCACCGAGAACCUUCACAGACACGAGUCCAGCUAUCGGCGCUCCCCCUCGGCACACACGGCCUCGUCUGGCCACUUCAGCCCCCCCAGUCAGCGCAGGAACAGUACCCACCACCGGCGCCCUGGCAGUCCCACCGACCCCACCCGGCCUCGUCCUGUCAUCCUCGUCCCCAGCGGAGCCCCCCAGCCUCCUCAAAAAGGAAGCACUCUGCCCCGCACCCGAGCGCGAUCCCCGGACAUGGUCCGUGCCCCGCUGGACCUGGACGGCACCCACCAUUGUGACUCUGCAGGUGAGGAGAGACCCACCAACGACUCUGAGUCAGGAGACGAACUGAGCGGCAGCUCCACUGAACAUCUCCAGACGGUAUCUUCGUCAGGCCACGGCCGCCCCGAGUCACCUGUUUACACCAACCUCCAGGAGUUGAAGAUUACCACGACUAACCUGCCCCCUAUUCCCUCCGGCUCCCCGAUCCACGUGAUGGGCGAUUGGGAUACCUACAAAGACUCGACAGGCAGGCACUUCUACUACAACCGCUGCACACUGGAGAGGACCUGGAAGCCGCCCCGAGCCAGGGACACCAGCUCUGGGAGCUCCAGAGGAGAGAGCCACAGCGCAGAAGAGAGCUCCGAGACCACUCCUCUUUCACUCUCGCCGUCUUUCCUUCCCUUCCUCUCGCUCUCCAUCGGUCGACUCCAGCCUCUGUCGUCGGAGGACGCCUGCUUCAGUACCUACUCUAGCCAGUCAGACUUUCAGUACGGCUCGCCGCCGCGGGGUUGGUCAGAGGAGAUGGACGAGCACGGCCACACGCUUUACAUCAGCGACUAUACUAAUGAGAAGUGGUUAAAACACACCGAUGAGCAGGGCCGACCGUACUACUACAGCGCGGAUGGUUCCAGGUCUGAAUGGGAGCUGCCAAAGUACAACCACUCCCCUCCCCAGCCGCCUGGGGACGCUCUGAAGAGUCGCAGCCUGGACAGGAAACACGCUGAGCCCAUCGUCCUCACCAAGUGGAGACACAGCGCCUACGUCCAAGACCUUAACGACAAGCGGCUGUUAAAAACCAGGCGUUUCCGCGCAGGCUCGGCGCGCCCACACCCGUACAAACACCAAGACACUCCUCUGGGCCCCAAGCCCCCCUCCCCCGACUCUGACUCCUGCCCUUCGUCGCCCAAGCCCCCCGCCUCUCCGUCUGAAAAGUGCGGCGUUCUGAAUGUGACAAAGAUCACCGAGCACGGCAAGAAAGUACGGAAGAACUGGACUUCUUCCUGGACAGUGCUCCAAGGAUCCACGCUGCUAUUUGCCAAAGGCCAAGGAGGCGGGACCAGCUGGUUCGGCGCUGCUCAGUCCAAACCAGAGUUCACCGUGGAUCUGCGCGGUGGCUCGGUGGAAUGGGCUUCCAAGGACAAGUCCAGCAAGAAGCACGUUCUAGAGGUGAAGACUCGGCAGGGCACAGAGCUGCUGAUCCAGUCAGACAACGACGUCCUUAUUAACGACUGGUACAGAGCGCUGCAGGACACCAUCAGCACCCAUGCCUGGGAGUCUGAUGAGGCCAUUGAAGAGGACUUGCCGGAGUCGCCUGGUGUGGAGAAACAGGACAAGGAGAAAGAUCAACGAGACUCAAAGAAAGGUCGAGCCAUUAAGACCUCCACCAGCAUGGACGUCUCGGAAAACAAGAAGACCAAACACAAGCUGAAGAAGUUCCUGACCCGCCGUCCCACCCUGCAGGCCGUCCGAGACAAGGGCUACAUCAAAGACCAGGUGUUCGGCUGCAGUCUUUCCAGUUUGUGUCAGAGGGAGAACGUCACAGUGCCCACCUUUGUCAAGAUGUGCAUCGACCACGUGGAGAACACUGGUCUGUGUGUAGACGGGCUGUACAGAGUUAGUGGGAACCUGGCUAUCAUACAAAAGCUCCGCUUUGCUGUCAAUCACGAUGAGAAGGUCAACCUGAUGGACGAUAAGUGGGAGGACAUCCAUGUGACCACUGGAGCGUUAAAGAUGUACUUCAGAGAGCUGCCCGAGCCUCUCUUCACCUACGCUCUCUUCCAUGACUUUGUCGGCGCCAUCAAGGUUCCAGACUACAAGCAGCGAGUUCAGGCCAUCAAGGAUCUGAUCAAACAGCUGCCCAAACCCAACCACGACACCAUGCAGGCCCUCUUCAAACACCUCAGGAAGGUGAUCGACCACGGGGAGGAGAACCGGAUGACCACCCAGAGCGUGGCCAUCGUCUUCGGCCCCACGCUGCUGCGGCCUGAAACGGAGACCUGGAACAUUGCGGUCCACAUGGUCUACCAGAACCAGAUAGUGGAGCUCAUACUGCUGGAGUACGAGAACAUUUUUGGCAGGUAGAAAGAGAUUGUGGAGAUUUUUUUUUUGUCUUCUCCACUCUAUCUCCGUUCAAACGCAGAGCUCUUCCUAACCCAGCAUGGCCCUGCCAAAGACAGCCCGGCCUGGCCUGGCUUGGUCCGGCCCGGGCCAGCUUCUCUUCAUCUCAAACCAACCUGCGGUCUCUGGCUUCUCCAAUCGUACACCUUCCGGACCAAAGCCACAGCAAUAUGUCCAGAACAAAAACAUAGAUGUAACUAACAAGCGACCAAAACAUGUUUAGACUCUUUGCACUUUUUCAGUAUCUCAUUUUCUUCUGCAGCUGCAUUUGUGCCACUUUACUGCAAAGGUGACAUUCUCCUGUCCCUACACUGGAUUCCUAAAACUAAUACACAGUUCCAAAUAAGCCUCUGCUACUACACAGACUCCCUGAGACCAAAGAAGAAGAAGAAGGGGCCUCAGUAGUCUCUGUUACAGAGGAAACGUCAGUAUUGGAGGUUGGAGAAUGUACUGUACUGUAUAUCCUAUGUGUACCUAUAUGACGAUGUAAAGACUCUUCACUCCUGUAUGAACCACACUGGCGAACCAACAGAAGUAACCUAACUACUGUGCUUGGCUUUAGACGUUUAGACACUAAGAGAAGAAAGUAAGUAGAAGGAUGAAAUGGAUUUUUUUUUAUUUAGGAAUUCUAUGACCAUUUUCUGUCCUUCUCUUACUGCUCUCCCUCUCAGCUUCUCUUUAAAUGUAAAUAUUUAGUUCCCAUUCUACCUCUUUCCAUCUCUCUCUGAAUCCUUCUCCUUCCUUUUCUUCCUGUAAUCCUGAAAUACUGGACCAGGGUCCUCUGAACACAUAUGAGGUUUCAGUCUGUAAUAUACAGUAUCUGCAUGUCGUCUUCUCCGUUCGGCUUUAAGAACAAAUCAUCUCGCAGCGGUCAGAACUUGAAAAAAACCAAAUGGUACUCUGCUUUGUCUUUCCUCGACUCACGGAUAUUAAAUGCAAAGGCAAACAACCUUUAAACAUGACUCCAUUGGUAAACGUGUACAGUGUUUAUGUGUGUGCAUGAGGAUGAGGUGGAUGGAUGACUGGAUUUAAUGACAUUUUAUUGUACAAAUGGUAAAUAUAAACUAUGUAUGCCUGGAAUGUUAAAAAUAUGAUACAAGGGAGACAUCCCUAUGAUCGUUGUGUAACCAACAGAUAAAAACAAACAGAAUAAAGUUAUGAACUGGGGAGGUGGAAGUUUACCUGUGUGUCAGGUGAAUAAAAUAUUGUUGAAUGUAACUUUGGAGAGUGACUGUCUGCUUCAUCAAGCUGGAAUAAAGACAUCUAAUA